Diaporthe amygdali is the source of this 648-nucleotide messenger RNA. RefSeq lists its product as uncharacterized. Gene Ontology annotation, molecular function: acyltransferase activity, transferring groups other than amino-acyl groups. The record is from RefSeq and is a predicted model, not a curated record. Bases 1 to 648 code for a protein of 215 amino acids. The transcript has a single exon. Lineage: Eukaryota; Fungi; Ascomycota; Sordariomycetes; Diaporthales; Diaporthaceae.
AUGCCAUCACCAACGCUCAGACUGCGCCCGGGCGGCCCAGAAGAUGUCGAGGACAUGUGCGAGACGCUCCUCGACGCCUUCUCGGGCAACAUGGUCGGCCGCACAUUCUUCCCCCGCACGUCAGCGUCCGCGCGCAGGUUCUGGUUGGACGCACUCGCGGACGAGAUCCGUGACCCCAACGCGCGGUUCGUCGUCGUCGAGGACGCAGUCACAUCACCUCCGACCCUGGUUGCAUUCGCGAAGUGGAACGCGCCCGCACCCCCUGCGACACUGCAGCCUCCACUUCCCGACAGCUGGCCGGAAGACCGUGAUCCUGCGCUCGCGGACGUCUUCUUUCAGACGCUGGCAGAUAAGCACCAUGAGAUCAUGGCAGACAGGCCACAUUGGUACUUGGAGAUGAUUGUGACGAAGGGGAGGUACCAGGGGCAAGGAGCAGGUGGAAUGCUGUUGGGCUGGGGUGUCGACAAGGCGGAUGAUGAGGGCGUCGAGUGUUACUUGGAUGCUACGCCCCAAGGGAAACACCUGUAUGAGAGAUUUGGCUUCAAGGAUGAAGAAACAUGGUCUUUCUUCGACGAGACCUAUCGGCACUCUUUCAUGAUUAGAGUGGCAACGAGGAACCCCUUGAAGGGCGGGACCACAAGAUUCUGA